AUGCUGAACCCAAUAGCCAGCGUGUGCAUGCUUCUUGUUGUUCUUCUUCAAGUUUGCGUAACUUUUGGAUACUACAAAAACUUCUGGUACUCCUCUUUCACGUACUUGAAGUCAGAACACCUCAUCGGACAAGUGCUCAAGCAGGAGGACCAAGUAGCCGAACCCAUGGUGGACGACGACCACCUGCUGAUGAACGAAGCGUACGUAGUGGUGGACAUCAAGUACUCGAUGAAGGACAAGCGCUCGGUGGUCGACAAGAACCCGAUGAUGGACGAGCUCUUGCUGACGAACUACUUGCUGAUGGACGAGCACUCGUUGGCGGACAACUACGCGCUGGUGAACAACUACCCGAUGGUGGCCAACUACCCGCUGACGGCAAACUACCCGCUGACGGACAGCUACUCGCUGAUGGACGAGUACUGGUUGGUGGACAAGAACUCAGCGGUGGACAAGCACUCGUCGGUGGACAAGGUGAACAAGUACUUGGUGGCGGCGGACCAGUACACGGUGACGGACUACAACUUCAACUACGCGUACACCAACUACACACAACUGGAUCCAGCGGAUCUGGAUUCCAGGUGA
Molecule: messenger RNA, 582 nt
Organism: Phytophthora sojae
Lineage: Eukaryota; Oomycota; Peronosporomycetes; Peronosporales; Peronosporaceae
Exons: 3
Coding region: 1-582 (193 amino acids)
Source: RefSeq, a predicted model, not a curated record